CUGUGGUCACCACUGACUGAGUCACUGACUGAGUGGUCACUGUUUGGUUUCUUCGGUAUUUUGCUUGACCUGAAAUAUCAUUCCACUUUGCUAACUCUGAAUAACUUGAAAUAUCACGAUGCCAUCAUAUAAACUAACAUACUUCAAUGUACGAGGCAGGGCAGAAAAGAUAAGACUCCUGUUUGCAGCUGGCGGUACCGAAUACGAAGAUUACAGAUUCAAGGAUGGCGAAGAAUUUAGAAAACUUAAAGAGGGUGGCACAUUUCCAUUUGGUCAGGUUCCUGUUCUUGAGGUAGAUGGAAAGAUGUUGUGCCAGUCAAUGAGUAUAUUCAGAUUUGUUGCCAGAGAGAUAGGAUUUUCUCCCAGUGACGAUUUUGAGAUUGCUAAAGCAGAUAUGGUUGUUGAUGGACUUGUUGAAUUGAUGGAAAAAGCAGUUGCAGCAUACAGGGAAAAGGAUCCAGAACUCAAGAAAAGUUUAUUCAAAACAUUUGCUGAGAAGGAGUUUCCUGAUGGAUUAGUAGCAUUUGAGAAAUUGCUCAAAGCAGGUGGUGGUAAAUAUUUUGCUGGUAAUAAGAUGACGUACGCUGACAUUAUGUUCUAUAGCAGUGUUGAGUCAGCCUAUUACCAUGAAGCCAAGGAAGGUAUUCCUGCUGUUUUGGAUCGAUUCCCGUUAUUGAAAGAUCUGUACGAGACAGUUGGGAACAACCCAGGAAUCAAGGACUGGGUCAAGAAGCGUCCAGACACACAAAUGUAGAGGAACAAAUUUGCAACUGAACUUCUCAACAAUCCAUGAUAAUUACUUGAUUUUAGUUAGAAUAAUUGAUAUACUCUGUAGUCUUGUAGAUUUCGAAUGAAAUUGAAGUAUUAGUCGGAAAUAAAACACGUGAUUCCAUGCAAGUA
Dendronephthya gigantea is the source of this 900-nucleotide messenger RNA. RefSeq names its product hematopoietic prostaglandin D synthase-like. Gene Ontology annotation, molecular function: glutathione transferase activity. NCBI's taxonomy places the organism in Eukaryota, Metazoa, Cnidaria, Anthozoa, Malacalcyonacea, Nephtheidae. The transcript is spliced from 5 exons. The coding region runs from base 119 to 754 and encodes 211 amino acids. The record is from RefSeq and is a predicted model, not a curated record. Gene Ontology annotation, biological process: glutathione metabolic process.